Fukomys damarensis (Damara mole-rat) is the source of this 4096-nucleotide messenger RNA. RefSeq names its product DNA methyltransferase 1 (gene Dnmt1). The transcript has 32 exons. The coding region runs from base 198 to 3944 and encodes 1248 amino acids. NCBI's taxonomy places the organism in Eukaryota, Metazoa, Chordata, Mammalia, Rodentia, Bathyergidae. The record is from RefSeq and is a predicted model, not a curated record. Gene Ontology annotation, cellular component: nucleus. Gene Ontology annotation, molecular function: zinc ion binding; DNA binding; DNA (cytosine-5-)-methyltransferase activity.
GCGCAAUCUCUGCGCACGGCCCACUCCGCAGACUGCCCACCCAUGGUACGGCCUCUCUGUGCGUGGUACGUCGGAUCUUCCCCUGCGCUUGGGCCAGGGUGGUACGCGCUGACUCUGCUCGCUGCCCCUCCCAGUUGGUUUCCGCGCGAAAAGCCGGGGCCUCCAGUGCUGCUGCUGUGUCUGCUGCAGCCUCCGAGAUGCCGGCCCGCACCGCCCCAGCCCGAGUGCCUGCGUUGGCUACUCCGGCCGUCUCACUGCCGGACGAUGUCCGCAGGCGGCUGAAAGACUUGGACAGAGACAGUUUGACCGAAAAGGAGUGUGUGAAGAAGAAGCUGAAUCUCUUGCAUGAGUUUCUGCAGACGGAAAUCAAGAAUCAGCUGUGUGAUUUGGAAACCAAAUUACAUAAGGAAGAGUUGUCCGAGGAGGGCUACCUGGCUAAAGUCAAAUCCCUUUUAAAUAAAGAUUUGUCCUUGGAGAAUGGAGCUCUUGCUUUCAAUCGAGACGCGAACGGUUGCCUAGAGAACGGGAGCCAGGCCAGCGGUGAAACCCGGAGAGCGCGAGCAGCAGAGGCGCACAGCCCCCCGCACACCAGCUCCAAGCCUCGAGCGCCCCGGAGAAGCAAGCCUGACGCUGGAACCACACCCAGCCCCAAGGUGACCCGGAGAGCGACCAGGCAGACCACUAUCACAUCUCAUUUUGCAAAGGGCCCUGCCAAACGGAAACCUGAGGAAGACUCUGACAGGUCCAAAUCAGACGAGUCUAUGGAUGAAGAAGAGAGAGACCAGGAAGAGAAGAGACGAAGAAUUACAAGCCGCGAAGCAGUUGCUGUGGCAGGACCGGAAACUGAAGCCCCUGGAACCCACCUUGACAAGGAGGAUGAGAGAGAUGAAAGAGAAGACAGGAGACUUAGAAGUCAGACCAGAGAGCGAGCCGCAACCCGGGGAGCCGAGGAAGAAGCCUACAGGGAAGCCAGGCCUGGGACUCAUGCGGAUGUGGACGGGGAAGGAGGCGAGAGGGAUGAACGGAGGUCCAGAAGUCAACUCAGAGACCUUGCUGCCAGACGGAGGACUGAGGAGGUAGAGGCUGGGCGAGCAACGCCUCAGACAUCCCAGGACAGGGAUGAAGAUGAGAAGGAGGAGAAGAGACGUAAAACCAUUCCCAAAGAACCGGUGGAGAAGAAACCACCUCGAGGCAAGGCCAUGAUCAACUCCAGGCUCCAGCCCCCCAGGUGUGUCCAGUGCGGGCAGUACCUAGAUGACGUCGACCUCAAAUACGAGCAGCACCCUCCGGACGCGCUGGAGGAGCCCCAGAUGCUGACCAACGAGAAGCUGUCCAUCUUCGACAACAAUGAGUCCGGCUUUGAGAGCUACGAGGCCUUUCCUCAGCAUAAGCUCACAUGCUUCAGUGUGUACUGUAAGCGAGGUCACCUGUGCCCAAUAGACACUGGGCUCAUCGAGAAGAACGUAAAACUGUAUUUUUCUGGAACAGCCAAAGCGAUCUAUGAGGAAAACCCGUCUCUAGAAGGUGGUGUUAAUGGCAAAAAUCUUGGCCCCAUUAACGAAUGGUGGAUCACCGGCUACGAUGGAGGCGAGAAGGUGCUCAUUGGCUUUAGCACCGGUUUCGCCGAGUACAUUCUGAUGGAGCCCAGCCCGGAUUAUGAGCCCCUUUUUGGCCUGAUACAGGAGAAGAUCUACAUGAGUAAGAUCGUGAUCGAGUUCCUCCAGGGGAAUCCCGAUGCCACCUACGAAGACCUGAUCAACAAGAUCGAGACCACUGUUCCCCCUUCCACAAUCAACGUGAACCGGUUCACGGAGGAUUCUCUCCUCCGCCACGCCCAGUUUGUGGUGAGUCAAGUAGAGAGCUACGACGAUGCCAAGGACAGUGACGAGCAGCCCAUCUUCCUGUCUCCCUGCAUGAGAGACCUCAUCAAGCUGGCAGGGGUCACCCUGGGGCAGAGGCGAGCCGAAAGGCGUCAGACCGUGAGGCUCAGGCAUUCUGCCAAGGAGAAGGACAAAGGACCCACGAAAGCCACCACCACCAAGCUGGUCUACGAGAUCUUCGACACCUUCUUCGCAGAGCAGAUUGAAAAGGAUGAUAAAGAGGACAAGGAGAACGCCUUCAAACGGCGGCGCUGCGGCGUCUGUGAGGUUUGCCAGAGGCCCGAGUGUGGAAAGUGCAAGGCCUGCAAGGACAUGCCGAAGUUCGGGGGCAGUGGUCGCAGCAAGCAGGCCUGCCUGAGGAGGAGGUGUCCCAAUAUGGCCAUGAAAGAGGCAGAGGAUGAUGAGGAAGUGGACGAUGACAUCCCUGAGAUGCCAUCGCCCAAAAAGAUGCAUCAGGGAAAGAAGAUGAAGCAGAACAGGAAUCGGAUCUGUUGGGUUGGGGAAGCCAUCAAGACCGACGGGAAGAAGAGUUACUACCAGCAGGUGUGCAUGGACGGGGAGACCCUGGAGGUGGGAGACUGUGUCUCUGUCAUCCCUGACGACCCCUCCAAGCCGCUGUAUCUUGCAAGGGUGACGGCACUGUGGGAGGACAGCAGCAAUGGGCAGAUGUUCCAUGCACACUGGUUCUGCGCCGGCUCGGACACGGUCCUCGGGGCCACGUCGGACCCCUGGGAGCUGUUUUUGGUGGACGAGUGCGAGGACAUGCAGCUGUCCUACAUCCACAGCAAGGUCAACGUCCUGUACAAACCGCCAUCUGAGAACUGGGCCAUGGAGGGAGGCAUGGACCCUGAGGCCACGUUCCCAGGGAUCCCCAAAGACGGGAAGACCUACUUCUACCAGCUGUGGUACGACCAGGACUACGCAAGGUUCGAGUCCCCUCCCAAGAUGCAGCCAACAGAGGACAACAAGUACAAGUUCUGUGCCAGCUGCGCCCGCCUGGCAGAGAUGAGGCAGAAGGAGAUGCCCCGCGUCCUGGAGCAGCUGGAGGACUUGGACAGCCGGGUUCUCUACAGCUCCGCCACCAAGAACGGCGUCCUGUACCGAGUGGGUGACGGCGUGUACCUGCCUCCUGAGGCCUUCACCUUCAACAUCAAGCUGUCCAGUCCCAUGAAGCGCCCCAGGAAGGAGCCAGUGGACGAGGAGCUAUACCCGGAGCACUACCGGAAGUACUCUGACUACAUCAAGGGCAGUAACCUGGACGCCCCUGAACCUUACCGGAUCGGCCGGAUAAAAGAGAUUUUCUGCCCCAAGAAGAGCAACGGCAAGCCCAAUGAGGCGGAGAUCAAGAUCAAGCUCAACAAGUUCUACAGGCCCGAGAACACCCACAAGUUCACGCCCGCCAGCUACCACGCCGACAUCAACCUGCUGUACUGGAGCGACGAGGAGGCCGUGGUGGAGUUCCGGGCCGUGCAGGGCCGCUGCACCGUGGAGUACGGGGAGGACCUGCCCGAGUGCCUGCAGGACUAUUCCAUGGGCGGCCCCGACCGCUUCUACUUCCUUGAGGCCUACAACGCAAAGAGCAAAACCUUUGAGGAUCCCCCGAACCACGCCCGCAGUCCAGGGAACAAGGGCAAAGGGAAGGGGAAAGGGAAAGGCAAGACGAAGUCCCAGGCGUCAGAGCCCAGUGAGCCGGAGCAGGCCAUCAAGCUGCCCAAGCUGCGGACGCUGGACGUGUUCUCGGGCUGCGGGGGGCUGUCGGAGGGCUUCCACCAGGCAGGCAUCUGCGAGACUCUGUGGGCCAUCGAGAUGUGGGAGCCCGCGGCCCAGGCGUUCCGGCUGAACAACCCCGGCUCCACGGUGUUCACCGAGGACUGCAACGUCCUGCUCAAGCUGGUCAUGGCCGGCGAGGUGACCAACGUGCUCCGCCAGCGGCUGCCGCAGAAGGGGGACGUGGAGAUGCUGUGUGGUGGGCCCCCCUGCCAAGGCUUCAGCGGCAUGAACCGCUUCAACUCGCGCACCUACUCCAAGUUCAAGAACUCGCUGGUGGUGUCCUUCCUCAGGUAAGGGGCCGCGAGAAGACCCUGGUGUGGUCCCUCCCUCCCCCGAUGACACCUCCGCUCUCCCGCCUCCAGCUACUGUGACUACUACCGGCCGCGCUUCUUCUUGUUGGAGAACGUCAGGAACUUCGUCUCCUUCAAGCGCUCCAUGGUGCUGAA